Molecule: messenger RNA, 1188 nt
Organism: Ascochyta rabiei
Lineage: Eukaryota; Fungi; Ascomycota; Dothideomycetes; Pleosporales; Didymellaceae
Exons: 2
Coding region: 1-1188 (395 amino acids)
Source: RefSeq, a predicted model, not a curated record
AUGCGUUUACACCUUACAACAGCAUUGCUCGGUAGCCUGAGCCUUGGUGCUCUUGCGCAGACGCAAAUAGCCCAGACCUGUACAGACGACAUCUGUUACAAGCUGAACAUUCCAACAGUGACGGCCCAAAGUGGUGAUGGUAACAUCUUCCUGUCGCUCAGCGGGCCAACAACAUAUAGCUGGAUUGCUCUGGGUAUCGGAUCAAGCAUGACAAACUCAGACAUGUUCAUCAUGUACACUGAUGGCAAUGGGAAUGUCACGUUGUCCCCACGCCAUUCAGAAAGACAAGAACAACCUCAAUAUGACGGAGACCUUGAUGUUGAGCUGCUCAGCGGAUCUGGUGUCGAGAAUGGUACCAUGACUGCAAACUUUCGGUGUGGCAACUGUGCGCGAAGUGGAAGCGUAAACUUUGGCGCACAGAGCGGCCAGUGGAUUCAUGCACGACGAGCAGGAAACCCAAUGGACACUACUGAUGUUCAGGCUCAAAUUGUGCCGCACGACGAUUACGGUGCCUUCACUUGGGCAUUCUCCAAUGCAGUUGGUGGUGUGAGCACAAACCCUUUUGCAGCUUCGGACACAGUUGUUUCCGUUUCAACGCCUGGAAGUAGCUCUCGUGCUACACGCAGAAACAUCAUCCUCACCCAUGGUAUCCUCGCCUCGCUCGCCUUUCUUGUCUUUUUCCCUGUCGGAGCGAUCAUUAUGCGCCUGGGCAGAUUUGACAACGUCCUCAAGGUCCACAUUGCUAUCCAGAUUUUCUCCUGGCUCAUUUACAUCACCGCUUUCGCUCUUGGUCUCUACUACGGUGUCACUGGCGACUACAUGACUGAAGCACAUCCCAUCAUCGGCAUUGUGUUGGUCGCAUUGAUGGUCUUCCAGCCACUGGGCGGUUGGCUUCAUCACCGACAGUUCUUGCGUACAGGACAGCGUAGUGUUGUCUCUCACGGUCACAUUUGGACAGGACGCAUUGCGAUCGUUCUAGGCAUGAUUAAUGGCGGACUUGGGUUGGAGCUGGGGGGAGUUGAGACACGAUACGUCGUUGCAUAUAGUGUAGUCGCCGGAGUUAUGGGAGUUGCUUACCUUGCUUCGAUCGUGUACGGGGAAAUGGAAAGGGGACGUCGACCAAGUAUUGCUGGUAGUGGACAGGAGAAGAUCAACGGGUCUCCCGAACACUCUUCUGGCGGUGCGUAA